Messenger RNA from Loxodonta africana (African savanna elephant), 745 nucleotides. It is a transcript of the gene SH3BGRL3, whose product is annotated as SH3 domain binding glutamate rich protein like 3. NCBI's taxonomy places the organism in Eukaryota, Metazoa, Chordata, Mammalia, Proboscidea, Elephantidae. Bases 95 to 376 code for a protein of 93 amino acids. Gene Ontology annotation, cellular component: cytoplasm. The record is from RefSeq and is a predicted model, not a curated record. The transcript has 3 exons.
AAGGAAACCGCUCCCGAGCGCGGCGGCGUAGUCUCCUGGCCGUGCUGCUGCCGCUAUCUCUGUCCUCCUGUCGGUCCUUCCGUCCGCCCGCAGCAUGAGUGGCCUGCGCGUCUACAGCACGUCGGUCACCGGUUCCCGCGAAAUCAAGUCCCAGCAGAGCGAGGUGACUCGCAUCCUGGACGGGAAGCGCAUCCAGUACCAGCUGGUGGACAUCUCCCAGGACAACGCCCUACGGGACGAGAUGCGAGCCUUGGCGGGCAACCCGAAGGCCACCCCGCCCCAGAUUGUCAACGGGGACCAGUACUGUGGGGACUAUGAGCUCUUCGUGGAGGCUGUGGAACAAAACACACUGCAGGAGUUCCUGAAGUUGGCCUGAGCUAAGCACACCCACGGUCCCCCACUGGACUCCGUCACCACGUUCCCCCCUAGCCCUUGCCUAGCCAUGAAGGACCUUGUGACCAAUUCCCUGUCAUUCCUAACCUUUUGACCUCGGAGCCCCUCCCUUCUCCCCCCAGGUCCCUUCUCCCCUAACUGUAGCCCCUCUCCUCCAUUCAAAGGCAACAUUCCUUACCUACUAGUCUUAAGCAACAGCCCGGUGCUGGCUAUCCCAGCCAGCCUUGAGGCUGCCACCCUGCCCGGUACUGGCUGAUGGGCACCUCUGUUGGUGCCAUCAGCCAGGGCUCUGCCAAAGGCCCCGCAAACCCUGUCCUGGGAGCACCCGGAGACAAUUAAAUGUUCCAUUCCA